Messenger RNA from Paramormyrops kingsleyae, 3693 nucleotides. The record is from RefSeq and is a predicted model, not a curated record. NCBI's taxonomy places the organism in Eukaryota, Metazoa, Chordata, Actinopteri, Osteoglossiformes, Mormyridae.
AUGCUAAUAUUGAAAGGAAUUCUUGAAAUUCCCACCACAAAACUUGAGGACAGUGGAGUCUACACAUGUGAAGUUCAGAAUGAUGCUGGGAGUAUCAGUUGUAGCACUACACUCACCAUUAAAGAACCACCAUCUUUCCUCAAAGAACCCCAGCCUGUGGAUGGUGUGAAGGGCAGAAAUGUCAGUCUAGAAUGUGAACUUCUUGGCACAGCACCCUUUGAGAUAACAUGGUAUAAAGACAAAAAAACCCUUAAGGACAGUAGAAAGUACAAGUUUGUAAAUGAGGGUUGCUCUGUUACUCUUCAUAUUCUGAAUCUGGAGGCUUUUGAUGUUGGUGAAUAUCAGUGUAAAGCAUCAAACAAUGUUGGGAGCGCAACAUGUACUGGCACAGUUAAGCUUAGAGAACCACCCGCAUUUGUGAAGAAAUUGUCUAAUCUCUCAGUCAUUUGUGGUGAAGAAGCAAUGUUUGCUGCAUCUGUCAAAGGUUUCCAACCAAUGACUAUCUCUUGGGUGCGAGAUAAAGAUAAUGUUUUGAGAGAUAGUGAAAACCACAAGAUUUCCUUUGAGGACAACCAGAUUACUUUGAGAAUCUUUAAGACUGAUGUUUUGUCUUCUGGCAAAUACAUUUGCCAGGUUAAAAAUGAUGCUGGAUCAGUGGAGUCAAUUGCAAAAUUGACUGUUCUAGAACCAGCUUCAAUUCUGGAUAAACUAGAGUCAUUCAGUGUCACAGCGUGUGACACAGCUAUAUUGCAAUUUACAGUAACUGGGACACCAGAGCUGAAACCAAAAUGGUUUAGAGAUGGUGCAGAGUUAUCCUCUGGACAAAAAUACAAAAUUACCUUUUCAAAAAUGAUUUCCACUCUGAAGAUUCUGUCAGCAGAAACUAAAGAUACUGGAGAAUAUACAUUUGAAGUUUCAAAUGAAGUUGGUAGUGAUACCUGCAAAACAUAUCUUACUGUCCUAGAUAAAAUCUUACCGCCUACAUUUAUACGAAAAUUGAAUGAUACUCGAAUGAUACUUGGUAAACCUGGUCAGAUGGACUGUAAAGUCUCAGGAUCACAACCUUUAACCAUUUCUUGGUUUCAUGAUGGAAAAGAGAUAGUAAGUGGACCAAACCAUGAGGUUACAUUCUCUGACAACACCUGCCUGCUAAACCUACCCAGUCUUAAACUGCCAGAUUCUGGGAUGUACUUGUGUAGAGCUGUAAAUUCAGCUGGGGCCAGUGAGACCAGUGCCUCUUUAUUUGUCAGAGAACCUCCCUCAUUUAUUGAAAAACCACAAAAUAUGGAAGUGCUACCUGGCACAAACAUUACUUUUUCAGCCACUGUAAAAGGAAGUGCCCCACUAAAACUGAAAUGGUUCAGAGGUAGUGCAGAAAUUAUAUCUGGAAAAGGUUGUGCAAUUGCCUUACGGGGUGAUACAGCCACUCUUGAACUGUUUCAAAUAGCCAAGUCCCAUGCUGGAGAUUAUACAUGUCAGGUCAGCAAUGAUGCUGGAAUGGAUGAUUGCUCUGUUAAUCUUUUUAUAAAAGAACCUGCAUAUUUUGUGAAGAAACCGAAGGAUCUUGCAGUUGAAAUAGGAAAAAUGUUGCUGCUUGAGUGUGCAUAUGCUGGAAGCCCGGAAAUACAAGUAAAAUGGUUUAAGGAUGAUAACGAGAUCUUUUCCUCUUAUAAAUAUAACAUCACGACCACAGAGAGCUCCUGCAUAUUGGAGUGUCUCAACACUGACAAAGAUGACAGUGGGAGAUAUUCCUGUCAAGUUUUUAAUGAAGUGGGAAGUGAUUCGUGUCAUGCACAAGUCUCUAUAUUAGAACCCCCUUACUUUAUUGAAAAGUUGGAACCAAUGGAUGUGACUGCAGGAGAUACAGUUUGUUUGAAAUGUCAUAUUGGAGGCACACCUGAAAUAAAGGUUUCCUGGUUUAAGGCAGAUGGAAAACUGCGAUCCUCUGCUGCUUGUAAAAUAGAGUUUACUAGAGGCAUUGCCUCUUUGAAAUUAAGUAAAGCUGUCCAAACUGAUGCUGGUGAGUAUACAUUUAAAGCAGAAAAUAGCAUUGGAUCAGCCUCCUCAAGCUGUCGUUUAACAGUCCAAGAUGUUAAAACACCACCUUCCUUUCCCAAGAAAAUAAUGAGUCUGCAGCAGACUGAAGGCCAGCCAGCUAGAUUUGAGUGCCGUAUUGCAGGGUCUUCUCCUUUGGAGGUUUCUUGGCUUAAAGAUGGUGAACCUUUGAAGGAAAAUGAUGAAUACUCAAUGUCUUUUGAUGAUAACACUGCUGUUCUAACAAUAUCCAGAGGUGAAAUGAAACAUUCUGGUGAAUAUACCUGUGUUGCUACCAAUAGUGUUGGAACAGCAUCUUGUAGAGCAAAGCUCACACUGCAAGAGCCAAGAUAUCCUCCAGUCUUUGAUAAAAAGCUGCAACCUGUGGAAGUUUCUGUGGGAGACAGUGUGGACCUUGAAUGUCAUAUGACAGGAUCUUUACCGAUUAAAGUGACUUGGUCAAAGGAUCAAAAAGAUAUUCGUGCAGCAGGAAAUUAUAAAAUUUCGUGUGUGGAUAACACACCACAUCUGACAAUUUUGAAGGCGGAUAAAACAGAUUCUGGCCAGUAUUAUUGUCAUGCUAGCAAUGAUAUUGGGAAGGACACUUGUAGCACUCAAGUUUCUGUAAAAGAGCGCAAAACUCCACCGUCAUUCACAAAAAAACCUUCUGAAAGUAUUGAGGAUGCUGAGGGGAACCUUGUGAAGCUGGAAGGACGUGUGUCUGGAUCCCAGCCCAUAAGCAUUAGCUGGUACAAGGAUGGCAGUGAAAUCUACAGCUCUGACAGUUAUGAAAUUUCUUUCAAGAACAACGUAGCUCUGCUGGGUGUUAAGAGAGCUCAGCUUUCUGACCGUGGCACUUAUACUUGCCAAGCCUCCAAUGAAGCUGGCACAUCCUCCUAUCAGGUGUCUCUUGCUAUAACAGAACGUAAGAUGUCCCCUGUGUUUGAUCAGCCCCUCAAACCAUUAUCAAUUAACGAGGGUGAGAAGCUGCAUUUGAGCUGUCAUGUUCGGGGAUCUCUACCAAUGAAUAUUCAGUGGAUGAAGGACAGGAAAGAGAUAACAUCUUCUGCGAAGACUAGGAUUACUUUUGUUGAUGGCACAGCUACAUUGGAAAUAAGCUCUGCAUCUAAAACAGAUGCUGGUGACUAUCUGUGCAAGGCCACCAAUGAUGCUGGAAGUGAAUUCUGCAAAUCCAAAGUGACUGUAAAAGAUAAACCAGGAGCACCAGCAGCUGUUGAAGCAGCCCCAGCAGCUGCAAAGCCUGUUAAGAAAUUGGACAACUUAUUCUUCAUUGAUGAACCCAAGAGUCUUACUGCAAAUGAAAAGGGCACAGCAACAUUCUUUGCCAAAGUUGGUGGUGAUCCAAUUCCUAAUGUGAAAUGGAUGAAAGGNCAAGUUGGUGGAGACCCAAUUCCUACCAUUAAAUGGAUGAAAGGCAAGUGGAGGCAGAUCAGUCAUGGUGGUCGCAUCACUGUUGAACAAAAGGGACAGGAUGCCAAGCUGGAAAUCCAAGCAUUGACCAAAUCAGACUCUGGGCAGUACAGAUGUGUUGCAUCCAACAAGCAUGGAGAAAUUGAAUGUAGCACAGAAUUGAAAGUUGAAGAAAAGAAAGAGGCUGCACUUCUUGAAGGAGACUUAAGAGCUAAAUUGAAGAAGUAA